AUGCGUCGUCGUGUGACUGAGUUGGAAGAGGAAGUGGGCAACCUUAAAAAGAUUAAUAUCUCCGACAGCAAUAUGCUCUCUCGUAUUCGUACGGAUGUCGAUCAAGAGUCGCUGUCCCGUCUCGAUUACCAAAAUCGUCUGCAAAUGUUAAUUGAAGAGAUCGAUUUCACAAAACAUGAGCACGAGCAGGAGGUUAUGGACUUACAAGCGGCUGCCGUCCACGACACUACUCCUGAGAAUCGAGAGUACUUCAGAAACGAGCUUGCCGGGGCCAUUCGUGAGAUCCGCGCUAAAUAUGAUCAGGUGAUGGUCGGAUAUCGUAGUGACAUCGACUCGUGGUACGAACUAAAAGUUCGCGAACUAUACACAUCGUCAAAUCGUCAAAACAUUGAGAGAGGUUACACUAAACAAGAGGUGACCCGUCUCAGAAAGCAAAUGGGUGAUCUGCGCGGUCGCUUAGCAGAUUUUGAAGCUCGAGUUAGUUGGCUAUGGAGAUUUUUAUGA
Anisakis simplex (herring worm) is the source of this 504-nucleotide messenger RNA. NCBI's taxonomy places the organism in Eukaryota, Metazoa, Nematoda, Chromadorea, Rhabditida, Anisakidae. The record is from the annotation of a GenBank genome assembly.